GGAAUUUCUACUUUCAGAGACAUGCACAAGGCUUUAACACACACACAAUGCUACAAGCUUGAGUAGGACAAGAGAGAUAAGUUUAUUUAAAUCUUGACAUGAAGUCAAAGCUUGGGCUGAUUUAUACUUUGCUUGUUCACGCAGAGUUCUGGAGUCUCACAUGUACACAAAAUAAUAUCAAUUGGGAAAUUCAGCGCUAUGAUGGUUGGUAUAACAAUCUUGUUCAUCAUAAAAGAGGAUCAGCAGGUUAUAGACUUCUGCGUCUUUUGCCAUGUGCUUAUUCUGAUGGGGUAUAUCAAGCGAUGCAGGAACCACACCUUCCCAACCCACGAAAAAUCAGCAAUGUAGCUAUGAAAGGUGACUCGGGACAUCCCUCACUACAGAAUCGAACAGUCCUGGGUGUCUAUUUUGGGUAUCAUGCAAUGGCUGAGAUUUUUGACAUAGAGGAACUGGGAUGUCCAAUUGAGUAUUUAAAUAUUGAAGUACCAGCUGGAGAUGAGAUCUUUGAUCCAGACAGCACUGGUAAAUCAGUUCUUCCAUACAGGAGAAGUAAAUGGUAUAAACAUAGUGGAAGCAGCCCAAAUAAUCCCCGGAACCAGAUAAACUCUGCAACAGCAUGGAUUGAUGGCAGUUACAUAUACGGGCACUGCCACUCCUGGUGUGAUGCUUUGAGAAGUUUCUCUGGUGGGAAACUAGAAUCUGGUUUGGAUCCAUUAUUUCCAAAGGAAGCAGAUGAUAGUGUUAAUAUGUGGAGACCAGUGCACCCUUCUCAAGAGAAUAAAAGAUCUGGGGGAUUUUAUGGAUUGGGUCAUUCUAGGGCCAAUGAAAACCCAUUUCUUCAAGCGGAGAGUAUUGUUUGGUUUCGAUACCAUAACUACCUAGCCGAUAAAUUUGCUAGAACACAUCCACAAUGGUCAGAUGAAGACUUGUUUCACCAUGCUAGGAAAUGGGUAAUUGCCACAUUCCAGAAUAUUGUAAUGUAUGAAUGGUUACCUAUAUUUUUCCAAAAACAAGUACCCCCCUUUGAGGGCUAUAAUCAGCAUGUGGACUCAAGUCUUACCAAUGAAUUUCAAGUUGUUCUACAAUUUAUAUCAUCUUUAGUGCCAUCAGGUAUUUAUACCAGAAAUAAGACAUGUGAUUUUCAAAAUGUUACUGACUCAUUCGGUGGCUCAUGGCCAGUCUACCGCUUGUGUGACAACUACUGGAGACGAGAGAAUCCAAACAUGCAGACACCACACCAUGUUGAUUCCCUUCUUUUUGGAAUGGCUUCCCAGAUUGCUGAGAAAGAAGAUAAUGUUGUGGUUGAAGAUUUAAGAGAUUAUUGGUAUGGAUCUCUGAAAUACACCCGAGCUGACUACAUUUCCUUCAGCAUCCAACGAGGAAGAGACUUUGGGCUUUGUAGCUAUAACAAUGCAAGAGAAUACUUUGGACUUAAACCUUUUACAAGCUGGCAUGACAUUAAUCCAGAGCUCUAUCAGAAAAACACACAGCUGUUUCAUGAUGUAGCCACAUUGUAUGGCAAUGACAUUAAAAAGCUGGAGCUUCUUCCGGGUGUCAUGUUGGAGGGUUAUAGAAAUCCGGGCAACCUACUCACGGCCAUUGCUAUGGACCAGUUCCAGCGAUUACGAAAUGGAGACAGGUUUUGGUUUGAAAACACAAGAAAUGGGCUAUUUAAUGUUGAUGAAAUAGCAAAGAUCAAGAAUACUUCAUUUCAUGAUGUCAUUUUAGCAGUUACCUCUGCAGAAGUUGGAGAUAUUCAGAAGAAAGUAUUCACUUGGCUUGAAGGUGACCCGUGCCCUCAACCAGAGCAAAUAUCUUCUGCAAAUCUGCCCCCUUGUGCUCCUCUAACUACUAUUGACUACUUUGAAGGCAGUCUGUUUGGAUACAGCAGUAUUAUUGUUAUUAUUUGUUCUUUUCCACUAGUUAGUUUUUUCAUUGCUUUGGCUGUUGCUCAGUCACGUAAAAGAACAGUUAAGAAAAUCCAGAGCACACAGUCUCUAUCUAGUAUGAAAAAGGUGUUAUCUGCUGAAGGAAUUGAAGCUCAAGAGUGGCAAGGACGUAAUGAACCAUUGAGUGCUGUCCUCUUACAAAUCCAUCCGCAACAAGUGAUCAAACUUUUGGACAGUCGUUGCACAGUAAUUCGAACCAUAAGUCUGCAGAACCAUAGAACGUUUACUGUAAUUCAGUCUAAUAACCAUGGUUGCAAAACACUACUGUUCAAGGUGCCCAAGGAAUAUGAUAUGGUGCUGUAUUUCUAUAGUGAGGAGGAAUGUACAAGUUUUAUAAAUCAGCUACAAGAAAGUGGAUUUCCACUUACUGAGAGCAAAAUGGAUGAAGAAAGCCUGCUCAAUCAAGCUGUUACUAAAAAACAGAGAAGCCAGAUACUGGAAACCUUUUUCAGACAUUCUUUUGCUCAAGUUCUUCACAUUGAUCAGUCAGGCAUUGAAGGCUUCACAGCAGGAAGUUCAGAGAAGGUGAGAGAGGCUCUUAAAUGUGAACUGAGCAGAACAGAGUUUGCAGAUUCUCUGGGACUUAAGCCACAUUCAAUGUUUGUGGAGUCGAUGUUCUCUCUUGCAGAUGAAGAUGGAAAUGGAUAUCUUUCUUUCAGGGAGUUCCUAAACAUAUUAUUGACAUUAAUGAAAGGUUCACCUGAGGAAAAAUCCAAAUUAAUGUUUACUAUGUAUGAUAUUGAUGGGAAUGGUUUUCUUUCGAAGGAAGAGUUUUUUACAAUGCUAAAGUCUUUCAUUGAAAUAUCCAACAACUGCCUCUCUAAAGACCAAGCAGAGCAAGUGAUAGAAGUUAUGUUUACGGAGGCAGGAUUCCAGAAUAAGAGCGAGCUGACUUGGGAAGAUUUCCAUUAUCUCCUCAGAGACCAUGACAAAGAACUGCGUUUUACAAAGCUACGUUUUAAGGGUAUGGAUGGCUCUGAGGUCUUCAAUCAGAUGUGCAGAAGAGUGUCUCUUGUUGACAGGCAAAGGCAAAAAGAAAGAGUACGUAUUUUGUCAUCACUUUCUAGCAACACAUUAAAAGAACAGAAUUUAUACACAGAGGCCAAAAAAGAACAAUACCAGAGAAGCAAAUUUCAUCAGAAAAUACAGGAAUUUAAGCGUUUUAUUGAGAACUACCGUCGUCACAUUGUCUGCGUGGUGAUAUUCUAUGGAAUUUCUGCUUGGCUGUUCCUUGAGAGAGCUUACCAUUAUGCUUUUGAGUCUCAGCACAUAGGCAUUGCUGAAGUAACUCUGCCUGCUAUCAUUAUAUCCCGAGGUACAGCAGCAAGCAUCUCUUUUAUGUUUUCAUACAUCCUGCUCACUAUGUGCCGCAAUCUUAUCACUUUUCUGAGGGAGACCUUUCUAAAUCAAUAUAUCCCUUUUGAUGCCGCAGUGGAAUUUCAUCGACUUAUUGCUAAAUCUGCUCUUAUAUUAACAGUUUUCCACAGUGUGGGUCAUGCAGUAAACAUUUAUAUGUUUUCCAUCACUCCACUUAGUACCUUAUCCUGCAUAUUUCCUAAAGUUUUCUUCAAUGAUGGGUCUGAAAUUCCAAAUAAAUAUUAUUGGUGGUUUUUCCAGACAAUACCUGGGAUCACUGGUAUUAUUCUCCUGGCAAUCCUCGCUUUGAUAUAUGUUUUUUCUUCCCACCGCUUCCGACGCAUCAGCUUUCGUGGAUUUUGGUUGACUCAUCACUUGUAUAUAUUGAUGUAUCUAUUGGCUAUCCUUCAUGGCAGCUUUGGACUUUUGCAGCAACCCCAAUUUCAUGUCUUUCUCUCAGUUCCAGCUAUCAUUUUUAUUGGAGACAGUUUAUUAAGUCUGAGCAGGAAGAAGAGAGAAAUCAGUGUAAUAAAAGCGGAACUCCUUCCAUCAGAUGUCACUUUCCUCAGGUUUCAGCGCCCCCAUGAUUUCGAAUACAAGUCUGGACAGUGGGUGAGAAUUGCCUGCUUGACUCUAGGGACAAACGAAUACCAUCCUUUCACAUUAACCAGUGCUCCACAUGAGGACACUCUAAGCUUGCACAUCAGAGCUGCAGGGCCCUGGACCACCCGCCUGCGAGAGCUGUACUCUCAGCAGAGUGUCACUGACCUCAGUGGGUAUCCAAAGAUAUAUUUAGAUGGACCCUUUGGUGAAGGACACCAAGAAUGGAACAAAUUUCAAGUUUCAGUCCUGGUUGGAGGAGGAAUCGGAGUCACCCCCUUUUCUUCUAUUCUGAAAGAUUUGGUGUUCAAAUCAUCUGUGAAUUCUAAGAUAAUGUGCAAAAAGGUUUACUUUAUAUGGGUUACUCGUACACAGCGCCAAUUUGAGUGGCUGGCAGACAUCAUACGAGAAGUAGAGGAAAAUGAUAAAAAUAAUAUGGUAUCUGUUCACAUCUACAUAACUCAGUUUGCUGAAAAAUUUGACCUUCGCACAACCAUGCUGUAUAUAUGCGAGCGACACUUUCAGAAAGUUCUGAAUCGCAGUUUAUUUACCGGUUUACGGUCUAUCACCCAUUUCGGAAGACCACAAUUUGAGCCAUUUUUCGUCUCUCUACAGGAAGUUCACCCAGAGGUUAAAAAAAUUGGAGUUUUCAGCUGUGGUCCACCAGGAAUGACAAAAAAUGUGGAUAAAGCCUGCCAGAUCCUCAACAAAAGGGACCAGACUCAAUUCACCCACCAUUUCGAGAACUUCUAGACAGAAAUUCUAAAGCAGAAAACUUCUGCAAAUGAAGAACACCAUUGUGCUUUACUCAUGAUCUGAUAGUACAGUUAUUUAAAUGGGUUGGGUACGAUAUUCCGACGGUCACAGUCCCGACAGCGGCAUCCUGAUCGUCAAAAUCCCAAUGAAUUUUGAUGAGUUUUGUAACCCUAACCCAUCCCUCCCGCAGCCUAACCAUAACCAUCCCCUUCCACAGCCUAACCCUAACCAUCCCCUUUGGCAGCCCAAUGUUAACUAUCCCCUAUCACAGCAUAACCCUCCCCUUAGUGCCUAACCCUAAAGCUAACUGUAACUUUAUUACUUACCGUUGGCAUUCAUCUGUGUUUUGUCCAUCGUUAUUUCACUGGUGGGAUUGUGACAUCGUCAUGGCGCCUGCCAGGAUCCUGACUACAUCCUGUUUAGAUUUUAGGGAUGCUGGAAAACACAAUGAGCAACUAUCUGAAUAUUGUAUAAUCACAUUUUUUAAAGCAUACACUUUAAUAUGCACAGAUAGCAAAUUGUGUACUUCUUGAAAUCGAAUUCUGCCAAAACUGGUAUAUUUUUGCUUCAUCUGCCCUCCUCAAUAUUUUGCAGAAACUUUCAUUAAUACAUUUAGCGUACUGUAUGUAUUUUAUUUACAUAUUUUCAUAAGAAUUUUUAAAUCUACAUUGUACUAUUAAAAUAUCAUCAACACCAAUAAUCAGAAGGUAUAUGUAUAAUAUAAAUGGUAUUUCAUGUAUCUAAAGAAAUGAAUUUACCUAACUAUAAUCGCAUACAGAAAAUAUGUAAAAGUACAAUCCAGUUAAAAUAGAAACAUAACGCGGGGGAAUUCAAUCGAUGCAAAGUUGAAUAGUGCAGGGAAUAAGUGUCCAGGACUAUUCAAUUGGCUGUGCGGUAAACCUGUGACCAGAGGAGCAGACAUCUGACUAAACUAGUGCUUCAAUGCUAGUUACGGACCUACUGCAUGUGCUAACAGCAUCGUGCCUGGAAAAUGCAAGUUACAAUGAUUAAACCCCAGGCAUUAGGUGCAGUAAACUACAUUCCCAAUGCUUUUCAACAUUGCAUUCAAUUGAAUUUCCCCCAAAGAUCUCUUAUAAUAGAUAAAAUAAAAGGUUACAUAUAUAGAAAACCAAGAGAGUGAACUCUGGCCCAGUCAGAUAUGAAGGUGUGUGAAGUGAAAUGAAAUGUACAAAGGAGUGGUGGACUGAGGGCGACAAACUAAAAGACAAU
This is a messenger RNA of Pseudophryne corroboree (corroboree frog), 5891 nucleotides long. RefSeq names its product dual oxidase 1-like. The record is from RefSeq and is a predicted model, not a curated record. Gene Ontology annotation, biological process: defense response; superoxide anion generation; response to oxidative stress. NCBI's taxonomy places the organism in Eukaryota, Metazoa, Chordata, Amphibia, Anura, Myobatrachidae. Gene Ontology annotation, cellular component: NADPH oxidase complex; plasma membrane. The transcript is spliced from 33 exons. Bases 99 to 4658 code for a protein of 1519 amino acids. Gene Ontology annotation, molecular function: heme binding; superoxide-generating NAD(P)H oxidase activity; calcium ion binding.